Trichosurus vulpecula (common brushtail) is the source of this 1761-nucleotide messenger RNA. RefSeq names its product programmed cell death 2 like (gene PDCD2L). Lineage: Eukaryota; Metazoa; Chordata; Mammalia; Diprotodontia; Phalangeridae. Gene Ontology annotation, cellular component: cytoplasm. The coding region runs from base 5 to 1144 and encodes 379 amino acids. The transcript is spliced from 7 exons. The record is from RefSeq and is a predicted model, not a curated record.
UCUCAUGGCGGCUUCGGCUACUCCUGUGCUGCUUGGUCUUCGAGACGCUGAGAUGAGGGACAACUUUGAGGAGCCCCAGGAUGGAACGUGGGCUAUCAAUAAAAUGGGCGGCAUCCCGGAUAGUCUGCCCGCAGUCCCCGCCCCCCGGCCGGGCUGCGGUCGCUGUGGGGCUGCGAUGGCCCACGUCGUCCAGGUCUACUGCCCGCUGGAAGGCUCGCCUUACCACCGCCUGCUGCACGUGUUCGCCUGUGUCCACUUGGAUUGCGUGGGCCAGCCGUAUAGCUGGAAGGUGUUUCGCUCCCAGUUUUUGCAGAUGCAAGAAGAGUACACACAGGAUUCCAAACUAAAGCAGAAAGAGGAGAAUAACUUUGCAGUUAAAGACUGGUGUGAAGGAGCAGAGGACUGGGGAGACAACAGUGAAAGUGAUCUUGCACCAUCGAUUACCAAUGAUCUGCUUGAUUCAAAUGUAGGAGAUAAUUUUAAUGUAGAUGAAGACAUAGAAUGUAUGUCCCAACUCCAAGAACUCACACUAGAUAAAGCUUUAAGUGACUCUCGUUCCUGUGGUCAUACAAUACCAGCUGGAGAAGGACAUGUACUGCCCAGCUCAUCAGUUCCUGUGUUUCAGCCCUACUAUAUCAGUGUUGUUGAUGAGGAAGAUUAUACUAACUUUGUCGAUACAAAUCAUGCCCAAAAACUUCUGCAGGAGUAUAGACAAAGGGAGGGAGUUGAAUUGGAAUUUCUGAUAGCUCAAAGUAUCAUUUUUGACAAUAGUGAAAAAUAUGAAAAGGCCGUUUCUAAAAGUAAUGAUAAGAUAUUUUAUAAAUUUAUGAAAAGAAUAUCUGCCUGCCGUGAACAGAUUCUGAGGUACUCUUGGAAUGGGCAGCCUCUCUUUAUAACCUGUCCUUCAUCAGAUGCUACUGAGAUUCCAUCCUGCAGUAACUGUGGGAGCUGUAGAAUAUUUGAGUUUCAGCUUAUGCCUGCAUUGGUCAGCAUGCUUAAAAAUACUCUGCUAGAUAUCUCUGUUGAAUUUGGAACAAUUUUAAUUUAUACUUGUCAGAAGAGCUGUUGGCCCUCUAAUCAUCAAAAUCCAAUGGAAGAGUUUUGUGUUAUACAGGAAGAUCCAGAUCAAAUGUUAUUUAAAUAGAAUCUUUCCUCUUGCGUAAAUAAAGUUUAAUUUUUAAACUAGCAAAAGCACUGGUGUUAAAAAGAAGAGUUUUUGUGGCAGUAGGCAUCUGGGGGUCAUUAGAAGUAUUGUGCAAUUUCCCAAGUGUAAUUCAACCCAAUUUUCUCGUAUUCAUUUAUUGUUCACAUGACUAAUUUUCUCCUAGGAAUGCUAUAUUGCUGUGAAUCACAGAAUACCAGGGUCUCAAAAGAAUUAGAAUUGUAUAUGACUUUAAGUGAUGAAGAAACAUACGGUGUGUAUAUAAGUGAACAGCAGCAUAAUUACAUUGGCAUAUAUUUAAGAAAUACCAUAAAAAGAAAUAAUCAAGCACUUGUAUGACUGGAAAUGGAGCUAGGCUGGUUACAGCUCCAGAUGUUAACAGUAUCAGAGAAAGAUCUCCAGCACAUUGGGUAGAUCCUUUCUGGAGAAUUUAUAUAAAGACACAGACAAGAACCAGUUGAGAAGGGAGCACUGGGGACUGUUUUGUAAUUUUCUUUGGUGGGGGUGAGGUAAAUUGGUCUUGGACAUUAAGUUGGAGAAAAUUUUUUCCAUUCCUUUUUUAGUCCCACUGAGGUUAUUUUCCCUCUCCAUGAAAAACC